CCACGCCGGAUAAAUGUCUCGGCCCCAAUACCCCUCAAUCUCCGUUCUUGAUCGGAGGCGAUUCGGAGCACUAAAAAUCAAGAGGUUUUGGUUUCGUUUCUUUCGCUUGGUCUUCUGGUUUUUUCCAAGGUUGAGACGUAGAUUGGUAGGUUGAGAGGAGAAAUGGAUGAUAACUCGUCGAAUCGGCCGAUUAAGGCCGAGGUUUCCGGGAUCGAGAGCCGGAGCAAGGUGGUAGAUUCUCGGUCAACUGGUUGGACAGAUGAGAAGCACAAUCUUUAUCUUAGUUCUAUAGAAGCAUCAUUUGUUAAUCAGUUAUACAGAAGAAAGUACAAUUCAAAGGUUUUGCUUGGAUUGUUGUCAAGAACACAAAAACACAGAAAUCCAUGUGUGUCAAAUGCCAAUAGCUUGACAUCUGGUCAGUUUAAGGUCCUGCAGAGAGGCUGUUGGGAGAGCCUAAAAUUUGGGAGGGCUAAAAGAUGCAAAGACAUUGAGAAUGAAUCUUGCUCUUUGUCUUCAAAUCCAUGGAUCCAGCAUUUCAGAUCACCUUCCAUUGGCAAAGAGACACAUCUUACAUCAGACCAGGUGGAUGAUAGGGUCUUAGCCACACAAUCAAUUGAAGUAGCAACUCAGAGGCAUGGAAGAGAAGCGAUAAACAGAAAGCAGCUUUUAUCUUGCCCUCACAUAUGUCUUCAAGAUUCUGUGGGCAGCACUACAGAGGUAUCAGAUCAGAACUUUGUUGAUGAUGAGUUGGAACAAAGGGAGCAAUCAAGUACAACAUGCAGGAAAAAAAGGCCAAGGACAGCGGCUUCGGAUCAGCUGGUUAAUGAUCAAGUCGUUCCAUCUGGGAAAUCAUAUGCAACACCAAGUUCUGGUGAGAUUCGUGUUUGUCCAAAUGAAGGAAAUGCAGCAUGUAGCAGUAAAACAUCAGAAAUGACAAGCAGUUUUCUACCUGUGGAACCUGUGCCUCCAUCAUUUAAACACCAGGAAAUGAAAUGUCAGCUAAUGUGAGGCAGAAGCCAUCAUACAGGAGCAGUGCAGAUAAUUGAACAGGUUAAGCACUGCAUCGAAAUUUAAAGAUAGUCUCUUUCAGGAGACGAAGACGUGAAGAAUAGUUAUGAGUUCUCCAGAAAUUAUAAUUGUAGAUUUUAGGUUGCUGUUAUCUAACCGUUCCAAGUUCUCAAAAAAAAAAAAUGUUGUUGCUGUGAUUCAAAUAAUAUAUAUGUAAUUUGUUAAGGAAUGGUAGCUGAUGCUGGUGGUACGCCUAUCCCUUUCUGUUUCUUGUCAGAUGUCCAUAGGAUGUGUGGAUAUGUGUAUAAGAUUGGAGAUCUUGAGUAUUGAAAUCAUGAUGCUUUUUGUAGCUUUAUUGUAUGUUGUUUGCUGGUCUAGUGGAUGAAAUAUUCCUCAGUAUUAUAUUACAGCCUGCGGCUGACACCUGUCAUGAAUUGUUAUUUGCAAAAUAUGUAGAUGAUUAGAUGUUCUUUUAUAAUUGAAAUGAAAAGUUAGUUAAGACCA
This is a messenger RNA of Elaeis guineensis (African oil palm), 1512 nucleotides long. RefSeq names its product cold-regulated protein 27. The record is from RefSeq and is a predicted model, not a curated record. Gene Ontology annotation, biological process: response to cold; regulation of circadian rhythm. NCBI's taxonomy places the organism in Eukaryota, Viridiplantae, Streptophyta, Magnoliopsida, Arecales, Arecaceae.